GCCUGUCCUUAUCACGAGCCUUUCCAUACAAUAUCUAUCGAGUACCUUAUGCACAGCAAGUGCUGUUUCUUGACUGACAGAGGUGCACAGAGCUGCACUCGUGGACAUUGCGUCUACCGUACAACGGAUCAAGUAUUUUCCCCGCUUACCUAACCAACGCGUCCCCUCUUCGACUGCCCGAUCGGGAGACGUGUUUUGGUGAUUGCGACCGUUGUUGAUGUUGUUGACGGAUCGAGAUGGCUUGCUUUGGAUGGGCUUUGGUGCCUCGAGAAUGAACUAUUUUGGCCACUACUUUUGAUUACCAAUACUGCCCUCUGUAUCCGGACGCGGCCGCAGUCGCCGAUGAUCCGCCUUAGAUUCCUCGCAUUUCGACAUGUCCUCUCGCAGCUCUAGCUCUUCUUCGGACAUUCUUGGACCUGCUGGCGACUCCGAAUACCUACUCUCCUCCCCCACGAAACCUCUCGGCGGUCGGCAACCCUUCAUGUCUAUGUCUCCGGCCCCUAAUUUCAAGUUCCUGCAGACGCCAGGCUCUGUUAAGGGCAAGCGUCAGCGCCCGAGUCUCAGCCCGUCGAAAAGUGCGCAUUCCAUCCGGUUCGACGAUGUCUUGCUACCAGCUACUCCAGCGCUUGCGAAAUUGGCCGGAGGACAGCCCAUGUCCUUGUCUCCGGAAAAAGGUCAGGGUGAGAGCGGCAAUCCGUGGAGAAUUCGAGUAACGCUGGAGGCGACGCAAGAUGAAGAAGAUGAGGCGAAUAACCAAAAAAGCCCUACGCGCAGGGCAUUAUAUCCCUCGACGACCAUGACGACCAAGGUGCCCCUGAAGGAUGAACGCGACCAACCCGAGCCAACCCCCCGACGACGCAGAGGCCGACCGAGGAAGACGGAGAUUCAAGCACUACCCGAUGCGACAUCGACCCCAGCGAGUCCCGGACAUACACCAGGUGCCAAGGGCGCCAAUGGACAAAGCAGACCACGAGGGCGACCACGCAAAGGUACGCCCGUGCCGGUCGAGCGGCAAAUGGAAGAGCAACCAACGCCGGUUCCCGACCCCGAACAAUCUAGUCCGUUAAACCUUGAACAACCAACUCCGGUGCCCGCACCUGGACGACAGCGAGCUAGUUAUUUGAACGUCGACGAGGAGGAGCAACCGACUCCAGCUUCCGUACCCGAUCAACAGCGAUACGAUCCUUUUAACCUCGAGUCGGAGGACCAGCCAACUCCAGGCCCCGAAUUUGAACAACGAUCUAGCCCAUUGAAUUUUGAGCAAUCAACUCCGUUUCCCGACUCUGGAAGAAAUCGACACAGCCCGCUAAACCUCGAGGUGGAAGAGCAACCAAAUCCAGAUUCAGAACUCGACCAAGAAAGAUAUAGCCCUUUGAAUCUCGGCGCAGAUGGCGAUUCCGAAGACGAUGAGCUACCGGAUGCUCCGUUUUCCGCCUACGAAGAAGACGAGACGAUGCGACCAGACCCGACGGAUUGGAAUCGGAGUUCCCCUCGAGUGACUUUUGCUGAACCUGCGUACGAGACGCCGGAUGUCGGUGCCAUAGACCGCGAUGACGAUGACGGGAAGCUACACUCGACGCCGUCUAAAAUGCCGUCUUCUGUUCGCCAAGAAUCAAUUCAAGAACCACUUGAUUCGUCCCCAGCAAACGCAUUUAAUGCAGGCCGUACACCUCGACCACCACGCCUCUAUCCUACGCCUACAUCAUCAUCGCUGGUCGAUGAAGAGAAUAAUGAACAAGACAAUCUGGACGAAGACGCACCAAGUAGCGAAAUUCAUGAUAUUCAAGGCGACGCCACGGAUAAUCCAACGGACGAUAAUGAUGACCCAGCACACGAACAUCGUGAUCCUACGGACGAACACCGGGAAUACGAUUCAAUUGUGGAAAGUGAAGGGUUCAGCAUGGUCUCGUUGGAUACUUUGCCAUCAGCCAAGCAACAUGGGAUCAGCACAAAUUCAGACCGUGCCAAAGGACCUCUCCGACCUUUUCUUCAGCGCGAAUCAAUCGGCAAAAGAGAGAAAGUGAAGCGCAAAGCUUCCUCUAUAAGCAGCAAUCACAACGAGAGUGUACGCGCGAAUGCAUCGCCCAGUUCAGAACCUCCGCGAAAACGCCAGUCUCGUUCUCCACCUAAACGACAGUCCCGUUCACCUUCUCAUCGACGAAGAUUAGAACAGCCUGCGACACACUAUGAGGCUUCUGAACUACAUGCACCUCCGUCUCCACCGGCUGAACUCCCUGCGCCGAUCCCGGCUGAUAAACGGCCUAGACCGGUCACCCGGCUGGCUAGGAUUGUCCGUGCUGGUAUGGCACUUGAGGGUGCCUUCAGGCAGAACCCGGAGGUAGAGAAACGACCAGAUAGCAAAAUUGCUAUUGAGGAACCCAAAAAGCGCUUGGAGACCGUGUUUAGUGAUCUUGACUACGAUACCCAACAACAACUACGAGCGGGUCUAAGCCUUGGCCAGGAAAUCGCAAAGAAGAAAAUACAAGCUGAGGUAGAAAGGGAAAAGGCCGAACAAGAAGAAGCUGCCAGAAGUGCCGCCACGCCAGAUACCCACGACCAACACGAGGACCAGGGAUCAGAAGAUGAAGAGCAAGAUACCUCAGAAACCCCGCUCCAACAAGAUCGGAGAUCGGUUCAGGAUACACCUGGGCCAGAAACUGCGAUGAAACGACGAAUGGCCGAAUGGCAGCAAGAGAGAGAGUCCAUCAGUCAUGAGAUUGACAAAGCCAAUUCGAGCAAGGUCAUUGUUAUUAAUAGCGAUGAUGAGGCACAGCAGAGUCCCGAACGUGGUAGGGCCUACCCUGCAUUCGACAUUGGAGGGCCAGACUCAGAUUCGGGGUCUGAUUUCGACCAAGGGCCAGAGUUGGAGCCAGCUUCAGAAGGCAAUCUGCCGGAAGAUGAGGCAGGCUAUCCAGACGAAGCAUACGAGGCAGACGAGGUAGGGGAUGAACAGGAAGAUGCAGAGGUAGAGGAACAAGAGGAAUACGAAGAGGAGGAACAACACCCGCAGGCGCAUAUGCAACAACCGGAAGAGGAGGAAGAACAAUAUUCGCCAGAGGAAGACGAUGACGGAUACUCGGACAUCUGGCAGCAAGAAGCACAAGAGCAUAGCCAAAUAUCGCAUCAAUCUUCCACACAUCAAGGUUCCAUGCAUCAAAGUUCCAUGCAUCAAACCUCCACACGUCAUGAUGAAGACGAUGCUGGCUACAGACAGGAGUCUAGCCCAUGGAAGGAUGAUCGAUCAGCUGCCCCGAGCGAAUACGGCGCAUUUUCCCCGGCACCUUGGACUCACCAGCGGGAAAAGGUACCCUACCUGGGAGGCCAAUCGCGAGUACGACAAUUACGUGAACAGGAGGUUGACAUGUCGAUGUUGCUUGGUGCAUCCAACACCCCAAAUCAUUCUCGCUACUAUUAUGGGAGAAGCAGCCCCUUGAGCGCGGCCAGUGCACGGCCUUCGCAGCGGGAGGCACCCCAGUCUUCCCCGCGAUACGCCGAGAAUGGGGUGCAUGACCAAGAGCAGCCGCUAUCGGAAUUGGGACUGGUGUCGAGCCCUCUCAAGCACUCGGACGACGAUGCGUUCCAGAUUGAUCCGACCACCAGAAUUGAGCAUGAGAGGAUGCAAUUUGAUAGGCGGCGGGAUCAAGAGGAGGAAGACUUUGAAUAUUCAGAUGCCGCCGUAGCCGAAGAACGCUCUGUUGACGGAAAUGUGGAAAUGACUCCACAACCUCCGCGACCCGCCAAUCCCGCCAAUCCUGAUGUUCAAGGAUCGACCUGGUUCCAAAGACUGGCCUCAUUAACCCCCGGCUGGCUGAAAGCACCAAUAAGAAGGUCUCCUUCGCGACCAAGUCGCGUGAGUGAAGAAUAUGAGGACUCAGAUGAUGACCCAGUGAGCGACGAUGGCUCCGCGGAGGUUGCGAACGCGCAUACCCAUGGAUCCGACAGGGCAGACGUGGAGGAACAAGAUGAAAUGGAGCGGAGGUUCAGAAGCUCUCGACGAUUCACCGAGUGGAGACAGUAUGAAGAACCGCAGAGCUCCCCCGAGUCACGCGCCGCUCAACAACCCGACCGCGCAUUUUCCGCCCUGGGAGAGGAGAGCCCUGUGCGGGCCCGACCGCUGGCGGUGUCUGGGCAUUUCAGCGACGAACACUAUAUUAUCCUCCGACGUCUGUACCGACUGGCAGCGCACUUCCCAGAACGGUUCCCAUACUAUCCGGCGCCCGGACGCGACCAGAUUAUUGGUGACUGGAUUUGGACGUCAGACGGCCGACAUGGCGUGCCCGUUACCGAAGGUCAGUUCGCGGUGAUUGACCAGUUUGUGCAGGAACUGGCCACCGGCGACCUAGACAGCGGCGGGACGGGCCAGAUCGGCUGGACGGAGGCAGACUUACACCGACGACUGAUCAGCGUGAUUAUUGGCGAGAAGAUUAGAGCAGAGAGAAAAGCAAAAACAAGCGGAGGCGACAUGUGAGCACUACUUUUGGCUAUUGACCGACGUGGCGCCGCCGUUUCGUGUUUGAGUUGGCCGGAUUGGUCCAUAAUUGCUUUCCUCCCCGAUGUUAGCGGCGCGCCGGUCGAAAGACUAUUGGAAAUGGCGCAUGCUUGGUGUUUUCAUUUAUUUUAUUUUUUUUCUCUGGGGAAUAUCACAUAUUCGGGCUUUUUUACAGGUGGACGACUUUUGAUUUUCUGUUAUUAUCUUUUUUUGUACAUGUACAGUGUUGGCGUGGAAUUGGGAUGCAUUUCUUAUUCUUGGCCUCUUAUCUUUUACAGGUUAGCAUUGGAGUGAUUGCUGUAUAUACCUCGAUUCUGGUCUUGUCCUAUGUCAUUGAACAUCACAUACAUGGCGACAUACACAUGCCCAACUUUCCGAUGGCUUCCAACUAUGCAAAUAAGCAAGAACCCUAUUAUACCUGGCAGAUACAUAACAUACCUGACAACGCCAGUGCUCAAAUUGAUCGCCACGUUUUCACG
Molecule: messenger RNA, 4968 nt
Organism: Aspergillus ruber CBS 135680
Lineage: Eukaryota; Fungi; Ascomycota; Eurotiomycetes; Eurotiales; Aspergillaceae
Product: putative AT DNA binding protein
Exons: 1
Coding region: 374-4468 (1364 amino acids)
Molecular function (GO): DNA binding
Source: RefSeq, a predicted model, not a curated record